AUGGCUACUCAGACAAUCACGGUCAAGCCUACUCCAACAUGGAUUCCUCUCAAGAUUGAGGGUCAAAUUGCGUCUCCUUACACUACUCCUAAAUUCAAUCUCCGCGUUACCCCACUCCAUCCUACGUUUGGAUGUCGCCUCGACGGCAUAGACUGGAGCAAAGACAUUUCCCCCGAGUUGUAUCAAGAAAUUCGAGAUGUUGUUGACAAGUACGGCGUUGUGGUUUGUCGCAGCACUGGCCUAUCAGAUGAGGCUCACAUCAAAUUUUCUGCUUACUUUGGUGAUCUUGACGACGUGAGACCUUAUCAAAAGGCGGGCAGAGUUCACCGUCUCGCCUAUCCUGAGCUUUUUGAUGCAGGAAACAUUGAUCCUCACACCGGCACUGUUGCUCCACUGACAGCGGCUCAAGUGAUUGGCAACAAGGCUAAUGAGCUUUUCCAUGUUGACUCGUCAUUCAAUGGGCGUCGUGCAGGCCACUCGUUGCUUCUGGCUCAUGUCCUACCCCCCAAGGGCACUGGUGGCGCCACUGAGUUCUCUGAUUCAAGAACGGCAUAUGAUGAUCUGAGCCAGGAGAAGAAGAACCAAAUUGAGAAUCUUGUUGCAAACCACUCCCUAUUCCAUUCUCGAAAGACGGUCAUGCCUGAGUACUUCAAGGGCACGGAUCCGGCCAAGCUCCCACUAAGCAAGCACAAGCUCGCUCAGGUCCACGAAUACAGUAGUCGCAAGAACUUAUACAUUGCUUCUUAUUGUCACAGCAUUGUUGACAUGAAGCCCGAGGAAAGUGACGCACUCCUGAAGGAGCUAAAGGAUCAUGUGGAAAAGCCCUGCUACCGAUUGACCAUUGAUUGGGAAGACAGCGGUGACAUGAUCAUCUGGGACAAUACUUCGGUGAUGCAUCGGGCCACUGGCGGCGCGUACGAGGGCAAACACCCCCGUGAUAUGAGGCGUACCACAGUCAAGGACAUGAGCAGCACUAGGUUUGGGCUUAAUGGAGACGGUGCCGAUUGGCGAGUUGGACUCCCUUAA
Messenger RNA from Clonostachys byssicola, 1026 nucleotides. The record is from the annotation of a GenBank genome assembly. NCBI's taxonomy places the organism in Eukaryota, Fungi, Ascomycota, Sordariomycetes, Hypocreales, Bionectriaceae.